Molecule: messenger RNA, 675 nt
Organism: Aspergillus tanneri
Lineage: Eukaryota; Fungi; Ascomycota; Eurotiomycetes; Eurotiales; Aspergillaceae
Exons: 2
Coding region: 1-675 (224 amino acids)
Source: RefSeq, a predicted model, not a curated record
AUGGGUUUCAUCAAGCGCGUCUUCCAGCUCGCCACUUACGGACCCGCCGCCUCGGUGGGUGCGUUCUUCUGGACCACACGGAAGAGCACCUUCGUUCCCAUGACUCCGUCGGAUCCGAUCUUCAAAUCCUCGUUCCUCCGCGCCCAGAACCCCCAGCAGAAUCCCACUAGCUAUGACCUCUGCAUUCGCCGCGUGCCUCUGUCGGAGAUCAACCCGAGCCUACUGGAGAAAAAGGGCAGACUCACCGAGGCGUUUUGCGCUGGGAUCUGGAGCGGCUGGGGAUACGCCUUGCAACGGGCCCACCACGAGCGGAACGCACCACGCGAAGAGACAACCAAUCACCUCUGGACGAGGGAGGAACUGCGGUCGUCGAGCUACGAAGUCGGCACGCUGAUCACCGACCACUUUGAGGUCCUCGAAAAGACGCCGGAGCGGAUUGUGGUGCGGUGCGGCGAUACGCCGCGCAACCAGGGCGUGCGGGCAUCGGACGGUCUGUUCGAGAUGUCGGUGGUGGUGAAUCCGGACGAGGGGGUGGCGGAGUUUGGACUCAAGAGUUGUUUCUUCCAGGGAUUGGGCAAGGCGGAGACGGCUCCGAUGCCGUCGCCUAUACUGUGGUUGCAUAAACAAUACACGAAGUUGUGGAUGGAGACGGCUCUUGUAAAUGUUUGUCGGUAG